AUGUUCUGGCUGCUUCACCCGCGUCAGUGCGAUGAGUUGCUCAUUCACCACGGUGCUUGCGUCACUCCAGCCAAAGAGUGCAGCCUCGCUCUCGCAGAGACCCUCGUCGAUGCGGCGGUUCAGCAGUCCGUGCACAAUUCCAGCUGCACUCGUCCACACGUACGACUGCGCCGGCAACCCAACACCGGGGCGGUACAUCGUCAGCACGCCACGCGCCACCGAGUUGGGCGCUUCAGACACCUCGCGGAGGUGCAGCAGGCCGGGGUCGGAAGCAGCCGCGUCAAGCAGUGCAACAGGGCUAUGCGCCUCGCCCUCUACGCGGUACAGUCGCGCGGGUGUCGACACGAACACGACCCAGAGCGCACUCACCCGCUCCGCCUGCACGGACGCCACCGGGCUCUGAAAGUUCACAGCGGGAAGCUGCAGCAACUGCCGGCAGGUCGGCUUGACAGCUCCGUCCGCUGA
Molecule: messenger RNA, 465 nt
Organism: Trypanosoma grayi
Lineage: Eukaryota; Euglenozoa; Kinetoplastea; Trypanosomatida; Trypanosomatidae
Exons: 1
Coding region: 1-465 (154 amino acids)
Source: RefSeq, a predicted model, not a curated record